CGUGUUGUUAAAUUCUAGCAAAUGAUUUCGCAAGGUAAAAACUUGCACGUGCCCACCACGUGUGCCCGUGUUAUAACUGACCCACCAGGGUUUGCAACUUUCAGUUACUCUGCGCUCUUGGGCAAAAGCACUUUGAAAAAUUGAAGCCAGGAAUCUCGACUGUUUUCUCUACACACGAUGAACUUAUUGCCCCCUAAAGACUCUCUUUCUCUUUGUUGGACGACAGUAAUCGUCAUUGCAAUUUUUAAAAUCCACGGAGGUGCUUGUCAGUAUUCACUCUGCUGCGGAAAAGGAGAGAAAGGGGACAGAGGCUUGCAAGGACGACCAGGAAUUCAAGGACCCAAAGGCAACCAAGGAAGUCCAGGAAUCGGAUACAGAGGAAUACAAGGACCAAGAGGUCCACCUGGAAACAAGGGAGGGCGUGGUUAUCCAGGGUCUACGGGCAGCAGAGGUCCUCCAGGAGAAAGAGGAUUGCAAGGUCCACCUGGUCCCACGGGUUCUAUCUGUAAAAUGGGCAAAAGACGAUCCACCGGACAAAAUCAAAAGACUUGGUGGUGUUACGAAAAUAGGCAGGAUGAAUGCUGGCCACAUGUAAUGCGUAUCACAUUUCCCACACCAUUUGCUACCACGCCUUCUGUUCACAUUUCCAUGGCUAACUUGGCCUUCAAAGCUCCUGGUGGUACCAAAAUCCAUAUGUACACUAGAGUCGAACAUCCCAGCCGGUAUGGCUUCUAUAUCAGGGUGCAGAGAAGUACUGACAUAAAAUUGUACAGUGUUGAGCUUAGAUGGAUUGCUUGCACCUAGACAUACGUGUCACUGUGUGACGACGUAAACGUUGUGAUUGGGGUUAGUUUGACUUGAUUCGGGAAUCAUGGUUAGUAUGAGCCAGUGUUUUAGAUUGCGUGUUGUGUUAGUUGCUCCGUAGCUUUGUCUCUGGUGUAGGGUGAGUUAUAAAACACGAAAUCUGUUGUGUCGACACGAGUACGUGUGUGAGUGACUCA
Messenger RNA from Corticium candelabrum, 1001 nucleotides. Its product is annotated as collagen alpha-1(XXVII) chain-like. The coding region runs from base 178 to 804 and encodes 208 amino acids. The record is from RefSeq and is a predicted model, not a curated record. Gene Ontology annotation, biological process: cell adhesion. Gene Ontology annotation, molecular function: carbohydrate binding. The transcript has 9 exons. NCBI's taxonomy places the organism in Eukaryota, Metazoa, Porifera, Homoscleromorpha, Homosclerophorida, Plakinidae.